Molecule: messenger RNA, 2664 nt
Organism: Glycine soja
Lineage: Eukaryota; Viridiplantae; Streptophyta; Magnoliopsida; Fabales; Fabaceae
Product: dolichyl-diphosphooligosaccharide--protein glycosyltransferase subunit STT3A-like
Exons: 23
Coding region: 101-2437 (778 amino acids)
Cellular component (GO): membrane
Molecular function (GO): oligosaccharyl transferase activity
Source: RefSeq, a predicted model, not a curated record
UCUUCAGAUAUAAACCCCCGUGAGUCACACACUGAGACUCAGAAGAAACACACACUUCCUCUCUCUUCCUCUCUCUCUUCGGAGCUCAAUUUGGCCGUCAAUGGCGGCCUCCGAGGCUCUCAACGGCACAACCACCACCUCCAUCAGGCACGCGUUCGGCAACGUCCUCGCGUUCUUCAUACUUCUCAUGAUCGGCGUUCUCGCCUUCUCGAUCCGUCUCUUCUCCGUUAUAAAGUAUGAGAGUGUUAUUCACGAGUUUGAUCCUUAUUUCAACUAUAGAGUCACUCAGUUUUUGACAAAGAAUGGGAUAUAUGAUUUCUGGAACUGGUUUGAUGAUCGAACUUGGUAUCCCCUUGGUCGUGUAAUUGGUGGGACUGUCUAUCCUGGUUUGACCUUGACAGCAGGCACCUUAUGGCGGAUACUGAAUUCCAUUAACAUACCUCUCUCAGUUGAAACUGUUUGUGUGUUUACUGCACCUAUAUUCUCUGCCUUUGCUUCAUGGGCAACUUAUCUUCUGACAAAGGAGGUUAAGGGUGUGGGGGCUGGCUUGACAGCAGCAGUUCUUCUGGCUAUGGUCCCUUCGUAUAUAUCUCGAUCAGUGGCUGGCAGCUACGACAACGAAGCUGUUGCUAUAUUUGCUUUGAUAUUCACUUUCUACCUCUAUAUUAAGACGCUCAAUACAGGGUCCCUCUUUUAUGCCACUUUGAAUUCCAUAGCAUACUUUUACAUGGUUUGCUCAUGGGGAGGGUACACUUUUAUCAUUAAUCUUAUUCCAAUGCAUGUUCUCUUGUGCAUAGUAACUGGUCGCUAUUCUUCUCGACUGUACAUUGCAUAUGCACCUCUUGUUGUAUUGGGAACAUUAUUGGCUGCCUUGGUGCCAGUGGUUGGGUUUAAUGCUGUAAUGACAUCAGAGCAUUUUGCAUCAUUUCUGGUUUUCAUUAUCAUCCAUGUAGUGGCUCUUGUGCACUAUAUCAAAGGAAUUCUUUCACCAAAAAUGUUCAAAGUAGCUGUGGCACUAGUUGUUUCUGUUGGCCUGGCAGUGUGUUGCGCAAUGGUGGCAGUACUUAUAGCAUUGGUAGCUUCAAGCCCAACAAAAGGAUGGAGUGGAAGAAGUUUAAGUCUGCUUGAUCCUACUUAUGCAAGCAAGUAUAUACCGAUCAUUGCUAGUGUUAGUGAGCAUCAGCCACCUACUUGGCCUUCAUACUUUAUGGAUAUCAAUGUCUUGGCAUUCCUGGUUCCAGCUGGCAUUAUUGCAUGCUUUUCUCCCCUAUCUGAUGCAAGCUCCUUUGUGAUACUUUAUAUUGUUACGUCAGUAUACUUUUCUGGAGUCAUGGUUCGCUUGAUGCUCGUACUUGCUCCAGCUGCAUGUAUUUUGUCUGGGAUUGCUCUUUCUCAGGCUUUUGAUGUUUUCACAAGAUCUAUUAAGUUGCAGUUGCCCAGCCUAUCAGGUCAUUCUCACGUUGAUGCAGGGGAAACCAGUUCUGAAAGUGUUGUGCCAAAUGAUUUGGCGAAGACUGAUAAAAGUGAGGACACAUCAAAGGACCGGACCUCAAAGAAGAGUAAGAAGAAGGAAAAGGAACAUGUGGAAAAGCCUCCGAGCAAGUCACUAAUUAAGAAAAGGCUUUUGGUUUUACCUCUGGAAACAUCCAUCAUUGCUAUUAUCUUGCUUGUGUUGCUAGGUGCCUUCUAUGUGGUUCACAGUGUAUGGGCAGCAGCAGAAGCAUAUUCAGCCCCUUCUAUUGUUCUAACAUCGCAUUCACAUGAUGGAAUUCAUGUAUUUGAUGAUUUUAGAGAGGCUUAUGCGUGGCUAAGUCAUAAUACAGAAAUAGAUGAUAAAGUGGCAUCUUGGUGGGACUAUGGAUACCAAACAACUGCCAUGGCUAACCGAACUGUCAUUGUUGACAAUAAUACCUGGAAUAACACACAUAUUGCUACUGUUGGUACUGCCAUGUCUUCCCCAGAGAAGGCAGCUUGGGAAAUUUUCCACUCAUUGGAUGUCAAAUAUGUUCUUGUUGUCUUUGGAGGACUGGUUGGCUAUCCCAGUGAUGAUAUCAAUAAGUUCCUGUGGAUGGUUCGUAUUGGAGGGGGUGUAUUCCCUCACAUAAAGGAACCAGAUUAUUUAAGGGACGGUCAAUAUCGGAUUGAUUCCAUGGCCACACCAACAAUGCUAAACUCCCUCAUGUAUAAACUUUCAUAUUACAGAUUUGUGGAGACAGAUGGUAAGGCUUUUGACAGAGUGAGGCAGACAGAAAUUGGGAAGAAACAUUUCAAACUUACGCAUUUUGAAGAGGUGUUCACAACUCACCAUUGGAUGGUUCGGAUUUACAAGUUGAAACCACCAAAGAACAGGAUUCGAGGAAAGAUUAAAAAAUCAAAAUUUAAAGCAAGCUCAAAAUCUGCCUCGAAAAGAAAAGGAUUAAAAAGGAACCCCUUUUAGUUUAGUUUUUCAUUUCUUUUGAUAGAUGACUUUAUUUCUUAGUGUGCGUUUCAUGUAUACAUGUAUACAACUAAUGCAAUUGCCAUGAAAAGGAUUUUGCCGGCAUUAUUAGUUACUUGCUUGAGUAUCGAAUGAUCAAACAAAAAUUUUGAAACUAUAUAGUUUGACUGAAUGUUUAAGGUCUCAUUUUUCUGAUUGAAAUGCCCAUCAGCAAAAUGAUUUGAUAA